Parascedosporium putredinis is the source of this 546-nucleotide messenger RNA. The record is from the annotation of a GenBank genome assembly. NCBI's taxonomy places the organism in Eukaryota, Fungi, Ascomycota, Sordariomycetes, Microascales, Microascaceae.
AUGCAGUUCUUCACCCUCUUCGCUGCCGCCGCGGCCGUGGUCUCCGCCGCCCCCGCCGCCCCCGAGGCCCGUCAAAUCAACAACAACGUCGUCUACCCCGCCGCGACCUACCGCCGGUGGAUCCAGACGGGCGACAUGGUCCUGGACCCGCAGGACCAGCUGCUCAUCGUCAAGAACGGCAACGCGGCGGACGAGACGUCCACCCUCGUCACGUUUGACUUCGACGCCAGCACCGCCGGCAAGACGUGCGAGCUCCGCUUCGAGCUCUGGGACCGCGACGUACCCCCGAACCCCAACACCGUCUCGGUCGAGGAGGGGAUUGCCCAGCUGACCGCCGCCGCCGUCAAGAGCCGGGACCACCACGUCGGCCGCAUCGUCGCGCCCAAGCCUGGGAACGCGACGUGGGUGCAGGCCUACGAUGGCUGGCCGUCCAUCCCGUGCCCGGCUGGGCAGCUCAUCGCCGUGGAGUAUGUCGGUGUUGGUGAUAAUGUCGAGGUUCGCUGGGAUAUUGGCGUCACGGGCCCAACGUUCUUGGUUCGGGAUUAA